Messenger RNA from Phodopus roborovskii (desert hamster), 1803 nucleotides. Its product is annotated as sialic acid-binding Ig-like lectin 12. The record is from RefSeq and is a predicted model, not a curated record. Gene Ontology annotation, molecular function: sialic acid binding. Gene Ontology annotation, biological process: cell adhesion. Gene Ontology annotation, cellular component: plasma membrane. The coding region runs from base 11 to 1189 and encodes 392 amino acids. The transcript has 7 exons. NCBI's taxonomy places the organism in Eukaryota, Metazoa, Chordata, Mammalia, Rodentia, Cricetidae.
CCAGCUGGACAUGCUGCUGCUGUUGCUGCUGCUCUGGGGCGUGAAGGGGGUAGAGGGUGGAGAUGACGCCCUGAAGGGUUACACUCUGAGUGUGAAAAGGAAGAUAGUGGUGCAAGAAGGCCUGUGUGUCCUGAUACCCUGUAAGUUCUCCUACCCCAAGGAGAAAUGGACUGACUCAGACCCCAUUCAUGGAUACUGGUUCUGGGAUGGAGGAAACAGAGAGCUUGAUUCUCCAGUGGCCACAAAUAACCCACAGCGGCCAGUACUGAAGGAGACCCAGGGCCGAUUCUCCCUGCUGGGACACCCAGGGAGGAAUGACUGCUCCCUGGACAUCAGAGAGACCAGGAAGGAGGAUGUCGGGUCUUACUUCUUUCGCCUGGAGAGAGGACAACUGAAGUUAAAUUAUCUCUUGAACAAGAUGACUCUGCAUGUGACAGCCCUCACUGAAACCCCCCGCAUCCUUAUCCCGAAGACCCUGGAGGCGGGCCGUCCCAGCAACCUGACCUGCUCUGCGCCUUGGGCCUGUGGGUCCCCCACCUUCUCCUGGACUGGUGCCUCUGUGUCAGUCUUGAGCACCAACACCACUGGUUCCUCAGUGCUGACUGUCAUCCCCCAGCCCUGGGACCAUGGCACCGACCUCACUUGUCAGGUGACCCUGCCUGGAUCUGGUGUGACCACAAGAAUGACCAUCUGUCUCAAUGUGUUAUAUGCUCCAAAGAAUGUAACCAUGACUAUCUACAAAGGGGUUGGUUCAGCAAUCACAGCUAUGAGAAAUGGCUCAACACUGACUGUAUUGGAAGGAGAGUUCCUUCGUAUGGUCUGUAUGGUUGAUAGUAACCCUCCUGCCAGUCUGAGCUGGACCCAUGAGAACCUCAUUCUGAGUUCCAUGCAGUCCCCAAUUCCUGGGUUGAUAGAGCUACCUCAAAUGCACCUGGGAUAUGAAGGAAAAUUCACCUGCUCUGCACAGAAUGCCCUCGGAUCUCAGCACAUUUCUCUGAGCCUGUUCUUAAAGCGGAAAUCAGGGCUGAUGGCAGAGGUGGUGCUGGUGGCUGUGGUAGAGGCAGCUGUUAAAGUUCUGCUUCUUGGGCUGUGCCUCAUAAUCCUCAGGAAGAAGAUAAGGGCAGCAGUGCACAGGGACUCUGCAGACAUGGCUGCCAGUUCGUGUCUCGGAGAUUGUGCUUAUUUAUAGCGGACAGCGUGAUCUCUGAAGUAUAUGUCCACUGUAAGAAGACUCGCCUCACUCACACCCUCAUUCACAAACAUCUUGGCACCGCCGUGCUCUUGUGGAGACUGGCUGCUUUCUGCUCCUGUUUGCCGCUCUUUGCUUUGUCAUCAGAGCAUUUGAAAUGUAGACUGCGCAGUUCUGGAAUAUGCAGCUCCAGUGUGAUCAUCUACGGAGUGGCUGAUUCCCAGCAUCUUCCUCUGCUCGCAGAGGAUCACUCGCACUUUCGCCAAACUGCAACUCUUGCCGUCAGACUCUGGCGCCAGCCACUCUGUGCCUACUAUAGUCCUUCCUGUGAACUGGAACCUUUCAGAUUGCACAUAAACCGUCACAACGUGGCAACCAUCAUUCUAGAUCUGUCUUGUGUGACAUCCUCUAAGUUCACCUGUUUUUGCAAAUGGUGGGAUUGUCUGUUUUUUAAUAGUAACAAUAAUUCAUUACUAUUAUAACAUAAAUUAUAGAUAAUAAUAAUUAUUCCUCAUCCCCCUUCUCCUUCCCCUUCCUCUCCUCCUACUCUUCUUUCCUCCUCCCCUUCUUUUUCCUCCCCUUUUCUCCAUCCAUUACCCCAUCUUUUCCAACGC